Messenger RNA from Oncorhynchus tshawytscha (Chinook salmon), 286 nucleotides. RefSeq names its product tumor suppressor candidate 3-like. The annotation marks the transcript as partial. Gene Ontology annotation, cellular component: oligosaccharyltransferase complex. The record is from RefSeq and is a predicted model, not a curated record. Lineage: Eukaryota; Metazoa; Chordata; Actinopteri; Salmoniformes; Salmonidae. The transcript is spliced from 2 exons.
AACAUGUUGGUGGAGAAGGUGGAUCAGAUGAUGGAGUGGAGCUCCAGGCGUUCUGUGAUCCGGAUGAACGGCGAUAAGUUCCGGAGGUUCGUCAAGGCCCCGCCCCGGAACUACUCGGUCAUCGUGAUGUUCACUGCGCUGCAGCCACAGAGGCAGUGCUCCGUCUGCAGACAAGCUAACGAGGAGUACCAGGUGCUGGCUAACUCCUGGCGCUACUCUUCAGCUUUCUGUAACAAACUCUUCUUCACCGUGGUGGACUAUGAUGAGGGGGGACGUCUUUCAGCAG